AUGGCCUCUCCAGCCACGGCAGUCAGCCACGAUGGCCAUCCAGCAACAACUUGUGCCCCAUCAAUUCCAUUUCGGGUGCUAAAUACUCUACACAUCUGCGGCUGCCCUCCUCUUGCUUCAGCAUCCAUUGUUGCCUGUCUUUGCAUAUGGGGAACCUCAGUUUUAUCAGAAACUAUAGGCUUUUUCUGCCCCUCGUCCCACAAAGCAGGGGUAGAGCCAGCACUUUUCUCAGCAUGCUCCUCCGAUAUGAGCCUUGUUGUUGCAUCAUUUCCUCCAUUAUCAACAUCUACAAGAACUUCGUCCUUUCUUGAUGAAGAUACGAAUCUUUUAGAAGAUUUCUUCGAUACUUUCUCUUUCUUAACUUUAUUCUCAUCUUUCGAUCCUUUAGAGCAAAUGCAGCCCAUACCAAUUAAGAGUUUCAGUCUCUCGUGCUUAUUAAUCUGA
This is a messenger RNA of Fraxinus pennsylvanica, 444 nucleotides long. NCBI's taxonomy places the organism in Eukaryota, Viridiplantae, Streptophyta, Magnoliopsida, Lamiales, Oleaceae. The record is from the annotation of a GenBank genome assembly.